AUGUCUGCAGAGACUCCACCGGAAGGAGAGUCCUCCCAGUCCCAAGCCCAGUCCACCCUGUCCCCCUCUCAGGCCAGGUCCCAGUCCCAGCCUGGUUCCAGCUCGUCCAGCGUGCCGACCUCAGCCAGUCAGUCAUCCAGUGGUUCUGGGACGUUGAGCAGCGUGGACACCAUCCCAGUGACGCUACCAUCUGUCCCAGAAGAACCAGAACCACAACCCUGGGGCCGGCUGCUGCCCAUGGCCCGAGGCUUCAGGAGCCUCGACUGUAUAGAGGACCAGUACUUGUUUGGACGGGACUCCGGGUGUCAGUAUGUUCUGGAUGAUCCUGAAGAAAAGGGAUCUAAAAAGUUCAGAAUCUACAGUAAGAAACACUUCAGGAUCUACAGGGAUGGUUCCGAGGUCUUCUUGAAGGACUACAGCAACAACGGGACGUACGUAGACGGAGUCCGGGUCGGUCUGAACAAAAUGCUUCCUCUGACCAACAACGCCGUCCUUUCUCUGUCUGAGCCUCGAAACCGAGUGUUCGUCUUCAUCAACCUCAUGUCAGACAGUCAGUCCAGUUUGCCUGAAGACCUGCAGAACAAAUACGUGCUGACUCGACAGAUCGGAGCAGGAGUGUGUGGCGAGGUGCGGCUGGCCUUUGAGCGCUCCACCUGCAGGAAGGUCGCGGUGAAAAUCAUCAACAAGAAGAACUUCCCGUCUGAGGGGACGGCGACUCGAAACACCGAGAUGGAGCUGAAGAUCCUGCAGAAGGUCGACCAUCCUUGUCUCAUUAAGACGGAUGACUUUUAUCAGACGGAGGACAGUUAUUACAUCGUGCUGGAGCUGAUGGAGGGCGGUGAACUCUUCCACAGAAUCAAAUCUCGGCAGCAGCUGAAAGAAGACGUCGCCAAACUUUACUUCUAUCAGAUGCUCUGCGCCGUACAGUAUCUCCACGGUAACGGGAUCAUCCAUCGGGACCUGAAGCCGGAGAAUAUUCUGCUGGCGUCCAACGAAGACGACUGUCUCAUCAAGGUGACGGACUUCAGCCUGUCCAGGAUCCUGGAGGAGACCUCCCUCAUGAGGACUCUGUGUGGGACUCCGUCCUACCUGGCUCCUGAAGUCUUCACCAACGCCUCCACCACCGGCUACGGGCUCGCCGCCGACGCCUGGAGCCUGGGAGUCCUGCUGUUUGUGUGCCUGAGCGGUUACGCUCCGUUCCAUGAGAACUUCAGCCAACGUUCAGUCACAGAGCAGAUCAUCCGAGGAGAGUUCACCAUGGUUCCUGCCAAGUGGACACACGUCUCCAAUCAAGCUAAAGACAUGGUGAGGAAGCUGCUUGUGGUCGAGCCCACCAAGAGGAUGACUGUUGAUGAAGCUCUGCAACACCCCUGGUUACAGGAUCAGAAGAUGUUGGAGAAAGCUCAUCGACUCAUGUACCCGUCAGGAGGAGACACUGCUGCUCCUCCUACUGCUUCUCCUCCCUCUGCUCCUCCCAUGCAGGGUGCGGAGUCAUCAGGAAAGGUUUCAAGGAGGAAACGAGGAAGAGAAGAAAAUGAUGAGGAUCAUCCUGCGAAGCGCCAGGCUCCGCCCCCUGCUCCGCCCCCUGCUCCUCAGGAGAGCGCCUGA
Molecule: messenger RNA, 1608 nt
Organism: Nematolebias whitei (Rio pearlfish)
Lineage: Eukaryota; Metazoa; Chordata; Actinopteri; Cyprinodontiformes; Rivulidae
Gene: chek2
Product: checkpoint kinase 2
Exons: 14
Coding region: 1-1608 (535 amino acids)
Biological process (GO): mitotic DNA damage checkpoint signaling; protein phosphorylation
Cellular component (GO): cytoplasm; nucleus
Molecular function (GO): protein binding; protein serine/threonine kinase activity; ATP binding
Source: RefSeq, a predicted model, not a curated record